Messenger RNA from Haliotis rubra (blacklip abalone), 1257 nucleotides. RefSeq lists its product as uncharacterized. The coding region runs from base 1 to 840 and encodes 279 amino acids. The transcript has 8 exons. The record is from RefSeq and is a predicted model, not a curated record. Lineage: Eukaryota; Metazoa; Mollusca; Gastropoda; Lepetellida; Haliotidae.
AUGUGGGCUCCUCGAGGUCUGCCCCACCUCCCGCUAACCCAACAGGCUGUCGCUAUCGGGACCACUCUCACGCCUCUCUUACCACACGCCCCAAAUCUGUUGAAGGCUGCCGCAGAGCAUUCUGAGAAGAAAGAUUCAUUGGAGGAGGAGCUGGAAACUGUCAGAGGUAAUACAGCCACUGAGAGAAGUGCCAAGGUGAAGCUCAACCUGGAGGUCCAUGCCCUCCGAGACAAAGCCAGAGAAGACCAAGAAAGGAAAACUGCCCUGGAGGAGGAGGUGGAGUACCAGCAAGGGGUCGUAUCUAAACUCAAGGCAGAGCUGAGGAAGCUUCAACAAAGCUACGACUCAUCAAUUGCCGUUACAGUUGCAGCGUCCACAGAGAAACAGGAAGUGAGCAGCCGCAGUGGUAUCAUUGACCAGUUCAAGGUGUGUAUCCUAGAGGGAGAGAAGAAACAACUGCAGCUCCGUGUCAAGGAAGAUAAGAGACAGCUUACUCGUUGCUACAUGCAAAUCAAGUCUCUUGAAGAGGAAAAUGCUGUUCUCAAGAAAAAUGUGAUUGGUACACCCAAGAAAAUAAAGCAAGAAGACGAAGAUAAAGAAAGUCCAGGGCUUGACUGGAGCCUGUCAAAACUUUUCAAGAAGCGACGUUCACUGAGUUAUGAAGACGUGAAGGAAAAGGCCGAAGCAAUCAGGAGGAAGAAUAAUGAAAUUCCCCUCAAAGAGUCAUCAAAAGAAAAUGAGAUGAAAAGUCCUAUCCCAAGCACUGGACCAUUAAACACUGGACGAUUAAGACGGAAAUCUUCUGCAAAAGAAGGAGAUGAAAACUGCAAAAUUCAGUGAAGACUAUAUGCGCAGUGAACAUAUGCCAUUGAACCUCCUCUAAUCUACAAUAUAAAUUGUAGAGACGCAGAGGACAGAAGUUUAACAAUUUGCUUUAUGAAGGAAUGGGAACUUCUUUCAUCCCAGUAGUGAUCAGGACAUAAAGAAAUGGAACAACCAGCCCAGUGGUGCAAUGACAAGUUUGUGGCUUUGAUGUGACUUGAGUACUCUAUUGACCUUUUCUACCUUUUUUCAGCCUUUCGCCAUCAAAAUGAGAAGGAUUAGAGCUCGUAGAUCCACACAGACAGACUCACAUUUGCUGUGCAGGAACAGGAAAAUAAUGCAGAAUUCCAUUUCCCAACAAUUUAAACUAUAAGAUUGUAUGCUGCCAGGGUUGGUUAAUUUUGUAUAAUGAUUAGUAAAAGACAUGCCAUCAUA